UGCCCUGCGGCACGGGGGGCCGAACCCGGAAGUUCUGCGCCGAGUUCCUGGUUGCCAACGAGUCCCAUGCAGAGUGGAUGGAAGCCGGCGAGAUGGCGGCGUCCGGCCAAGCGCUAUGCCUCUUCGAUGUGGACGGGACCCUGACGGCCCCGCGACAGAAAAUUACCGAAGAAAUGGAUGGCUUUCUACAGAACUUGAGACAGAAGAUCAAAAUUGGCGUAGUAGGCGGGUCGGACUUUGAGAAAGUGCAGGAGCAGCUGGGAAAGGAUGUGGUUGAAAAAUAUGAUUAUGUGUUUCCUGAAAAUGGCCUAGUAGCAUACAAAGAUGGGAAACUCUUGUGUAAACAGAGUAUUCAGGGUCACCUGGGCGAGGCCCUAAUCCAAGAUUUAAUCAACUACUGUCUGAGCUACAUUGCGAAAAUUAAACUCCCGAAGAAGAGGGGUACUUUCAUUGAGUUCCGAAACGGGAUGUUGAACGUGUCCCCGAUUGGGAGAAGCUGCAGCCAAGAAGAGCGCAUUGAGUUUCAUGAACUCGAUAAAAAAGAAAAUAUCAGACAGAAGUUCGUAGCAGACCUGCAGAAAGAGUUUGCAGGAAAAGGCGUCACGUUCUCCAUAGGAGGCCAGAUCAGCAUUGAUGUCUUUCCUGAUGGCUGGGACAAAAGGUAUUGCCUGAAACAUGUGGAAAAUGACGGCUAUAAGACCAUCUAUUUCUUCGGGGACAAAACCAUGCCGGUCCGUCCUCUAGAAGGUGACUCUGAUCGUGUCCCCAGGUUGCAGCUUUGUGGGUGGCUUCACAUAAAAUCCCAAGUCCUUACCUCCCUGGCCUAGCCGGCCACUGAGCCGCCUUCCUGGACAUGGCUUGUCCCCUCACUUCCUCUGUUCAUGGGCGCCUCCUUUGUCCCCCCCGGGGUUUUCUUCCUCUCUGUUCUCUGCCCUGAGGAGUUGUUCACCUCCAUCUCCUGCCCUCUCCCCGCCCCCCAACGCAAGCUGUGAAGGCUGCCCCUACCUUGGUUUGCCCGACAGGUAGGGCAGGUAGUAGGUGCUCCCCGGGCUGGUUGGGUUCAUGCGUGUAUACAGACUCCUCCCUCCUGAGUGAGUGAGUGACAGAGUGAAUGUGUCCCCGAUAGAUGUUUGGUUUUUCUGGAUAGUGCACAAAUCUGUUUUUACUAUGUUAGGUUCUCUGCAGUGGUUUUUACCCCCUGUGCUAUUUGUAAGAGGAAUCUAACUUUGAUUCUAAGAAUUACACGAACUGGUUUCACAUCUACUUGCUUGGUGGGGAGCACAUGAUGGGGAUGACGCUCAGAGCUGACCCUGAGCCCCUUGACAGCACAGAAAUCUGUGAGGCCAGGGCAGGACCCCAGUAGCUCCCCCAGUCGGCACUGGGAAGGGACCUUCCCAGACGUGGCUCCAAGUUCAUGGCCCCCUAACCUGACUCCUCCACCUGGCACACUUAGGGCCCCAGCAGCAGCCCAUCCUGAAGUUUGGGGAGAAGUUAUUCUCACAACAAUGAGAGCAGUAGGAAUUACUGUGUCCACGAGUCCUAUAAAGGGACGUCAGAUUUUUCCUAUAGAAUCCUUAGGAGAAGCAAAGCAGGGGUUUUCCGGCAGCUUGGGGUGCGGGAGCAGCAGGAAACCUACUUCGUCCAUCCGAGACCAGGGGUGGGAUGGGGAUGCCGCACGGACUGGAGGACCUGCAACUACGGGACCCCCCCAGGUACACGGCCCAGCAGAAGCAGUCUUGCACUCCACUCUUGGAAGUGGCCCAGGAGAAUGGAUGUGUGCACACGCCUGGAGCCACAUGAGCUGAGGGGCAGGUGCUGACCUGGUGGCCCCCACUGUGCUGCGGGCGGGGUGCGGCGCUACCCCCCGUCCAGCAGCUGGCUCACCCCUCGUCUGUGGUACAGGCAGGGUCGACACCUGGGCGCCAGACUCACACAGCAAACACAGGGACUAUUUAAACGAAUCAAAAUCAAAUAAACUUGUUCCUCUGUCGCCCUGGCCACAUGCUAUCACGUGCUCAGUAGUCACCUGUGGCUGCUGCCAGCUCGGAGGCUGGCGUGUCCGUGUCACAGCAAGUUCCAAUGGCAGCGCUGCGGUGGGCUGUCAGCCCUGCCACACUGCCUGUGAGAAGAGCUUGGGCACGCACGGUUAGCACACGGCAGCAGAGAGUGCUGUCACCUGCCAUGCUUGCUUUAUAGAAAAAUGAGCCUCAGACAGAUCUUCACAAGAGCGUCGUGAUUCCUUUCAUAGGCAUAAUUACACGUUCCAAGCUAAAUUGCAGUUCAAGGGAAGGUGAUAAAGCCUUUCUCGGUAAUGACCGUACUCGGGUUGUUCCUCUCCCAGGGGCUCAGGUAACGGAAGCCAGCCUCCCCGCUGGUAAAAUCACCAAUUCCUCAGCUCCCUGGCCACCCGCGCCCAGGAGAAGCGAGGCGCCCACAUCUUUGUGUA
Messenger RNA from Ailuropoda melanoleuca (giant panda), 2446 nucleotides. It is a transcript of the gene PMM2, whose product is annotated as phosphomannomutase 2. Gene Ontology annotation, cellular component: cytosol. The transcript has 8 exons. Bases 78 to 827 code for a protein of 249 amino acids. Lineage: Eukaryota; Metazoa; Chordata; Mammalia; Carnivora; Ursidae. The record is from RefSeq and is a predicted model, not a curated record. Gene Ontology annotation, molecular function: phosphomannomutase activity. Gene Ontology annotation, biological process: mannose metabolic process; protein N-linked glycosylation; GDP-mannose biosynthetic process.